Messenger RNA from Saccostrea cuccullata (small rock oyster), 741 nucleotides. RefSeq lists its product as uncharacterized. The coding region runs from base 159 to 647 and encodes 162 amino acids. The transcript is spliced from 3 exons. NCBI's taxonomy places the organism in Eukaryota, Metazoa, Mollusca, Bivalvia, Ostreida, Ostreidae. The record is from RefSeq and is a predicted model, not a curated record.
UUAAAAUCUUUGGAGGCUUUGGAGUAGCAGAAAUAAAAAUCCAUGAAGCAAAGAAAAGUGAGAAGAGACGAGUCACAGUGAACUGUAGAAUAGAGAAGAAGUACGUUGACGACGUGACAGAAGUGCUGGGGAUCUUCAUCUUCUACCAGCCGCUGUGGAUGGUACCCCAAGCACGCGUCCUCCUGGCAGGGCUUACAAAGACCAAAGUGUGGACAGAUCCCUACAACAUCCGAAUGUUCCCACAGUUCUCAGCAAUGCUGAAGGCGAAAGAUGCGAGUGGCAACUUGGGGCUAGGUGAAGAAGCAAACUUUACUCUAAACAUUCCUCUCGACGAAUGCGAUGCCCUUCCGGGAAACUUCCAGUGUGCAAUGGCGGCUAAAGUGGAAGGACAAGCAAAGCAUCCGGACCAUAAACAUUCAGAAAUAGAGACAGAAAUAAUUCGAGCUGUUUUCAAACUGCAAAGAUUAGCAGUAGCAAAACAUACGAAAAAAUGCAAUUUUAAACUAAAGGCUGAUGCAUCUGUGUCGAUGACUAAAAUGUCAUCGAACUGGGACUGGAGUGCGUUGAAAAGAGCUGACGGAAUUAGUAUAAGUCCAGCCGUCUACUGGAUGAUGGCUGCAGUUAUGUUAGUAAGGAUCACCUGUUAAAACGUGAAACAUAAUUUACUGAUUAAGUUGAAAGUGUCGUCAGCAAGUGCAUGAAGAAAGUUAUGCUUUAUUGAAACACUGAGAAAUUCCUUCU